This is a messenger RNA of Coregonus clupeaformis (lake whitefish), 836 nucleotides long. Its product is annotated as troponin I, fast skeletal muscle. Lineage: Eukaryota; Metazoa; Chordata; Actinopteri; Salmoniformes; Salmonidae. Gene Ontology annotation, biological process: muscle contraction. The transcript has 7 exons. The coding region runs from base 114 to 632 and encodes 172 amino acids. The record is from RefSeq and is a predicted model, not a curated record. Gene Ontology annotation, cellular component: troponin complex.
UCCUGUUUCACUGCCUGUUGCUUGCCAGUGUGCUAGUCUUCCCUUCUUCCUCCAGGUGUGUCCUGCCCUCCUCCUCUUCCUUUCAUAGGGUGUGAAGCACAACAACAGCCAAUAUGUCGGAAAAAAAGAUGACAUCAAGUCGCAGGCAUCAUCUGAAGAGCUUGGUGCUCCAGAUUGCAUUUGAGCUGAUUGAGGCGGAGAAAAAGGAGGCUAAGCAGGAGAAAGACAAUUUCAUGGCUGAGAUCCCCGCCCUGGAUUUGUCUGGAGAUCAAGCGGCGCUGGUGGAAAUGCUCAAAAAGUUGGCCCAAACCAUCGACAAGGUAGAUGAGGACAGAUAUGAUACAGAAGCAAAAGUGAAGAAGGCUGACAAAGAGAUUGAGGACUUGCAGAUGAAAGUGGUUGAGAUCAAGGGCAUGAAGAAGCCAGCACUGAAGAAAGUGCGUAUGUCUGCUGAUGCUAUGCUCCAGGCUCUGCUGGGCACCAAGCACAAGGCUUCCAUGGAUUUCAGAGCCAACUUGAAAGAAGUGAAGAAGGAGGUCAAAGAGGAGGCAGCGGAUGCAGUUGGUGACUGGCGCAAGAACGUUGAUGAACAGGCUGGCAUGGAUGGCAGGAAGAAAAAGUUUCAGGGUUAAACACAGCCGUCUUUUGUCGUAUUGUGGUAUAGAGAUGAAUUUCAAUGACCUUGUUGUUAGGCAUCCCUGCAGGAAGAGGAUCUUUGAUCCGAAAUGCUGUUAUUUUUUGAUACUGUAGCUGUUCAACACUAUGGUUUUGGAUCUCUUUCUCUCUCUGUCUCUUCCCCAUCCCCCCUCCCCCGCCAAAUAAAAAAAGCUUGUGAA